AUGGCUGGGGGAGGGGGCGAAGAGGAGACUGGGUGAGAGGAUGAAACUGGAUGUUUUAAAACCUCCACUCAUUCUGACUCAGAUCAACAAUGAGACCAGGAAAACAAAAUGGCAGGAGUGAGGGAGAGACAGAGAAAGAGAGAGAGAGAUAUACAGAAAGGUGGGUGGAGUCUGAAAUUAUAUUGUAUGUUGUUAUCUGUAGUAUUUGGGAACUGUUGCCUCACUAAACAUCAAAACCCUAGCAGUGUAAUUAUGUGUUUAUAAUCUCUGCCAUGAGAUCUGCCAUAAGUGCUCAUAGAAGUUCAUAAACUGUUAAUCUAUCUGACAUUACCAGUUAUAAACAGCUGGCCAUUUAACCAGUAAACACUCUUCACUUGGGGUUAAAUAUGUUUAAAAAAUCUAAAAUAUUUCCUGAACUUUCUUAUAUCUCCUAGGACAGACACUUGAAAACCUUAUUCCUUAUGAUAAUGUUUUUUACUGUCUAUUUUGCCAUUUAUGAAUGUGCUAUUCAAUGUGUUUCUAUGGUCACAUUUUUUUAUUUUAUUACAAUCAUUUUUGUAUAUUUUUGGGGGAUACCUAAAGGGGUCUAAAAUUCGAAAUCAAAUAGCUAAACGAUCCAUGGCAUGACCAUCUUAAAACAAUUCUAUAUGUUAGCUCCCCCAACGGCUUAGACUUUUAGGGGUUAAACAAUAAAAGCUAAUUUACCAACAUUUCUGAAAAUGAAUAUAGUGUUUUGGAAUGAAACUCUUCAAAUAUAACCUUUAUUCCAAUUGCAUUUACUUUUUCUUUUUGAAUACCACUGGUAGGGGUGAAGAAGAAUGUAAAGAGGAGUUAGAGAAACACUGGCCUGUCUAUAUAAAUGCUCAUCUUCAUUCACCAGCUGCCUGAUCAUGUUUAAAUGCAAUGGGAAAGAAGAAGAAGUUGGGGUUUACAGUAAGAGCAGAGAAUGACCUGACCCUGACCUAGGGCUAGCAAGGUAUCACUGAACACACACACACACAGCAGAGGAGGCUGGGGGAGGAGCCAUAGGAGGAGAGCAUGGGCUCUGUAGCUCAAUUGGUACAGCAUGGCGCUUGUAACGCCAGGGUAGUGGGUUCGAUCCCCGGGACCACCCAUACGUAAAAAUGUAUGCACACAUGACUGUAAGUCGCUUUGGAUAAAAGCGUCUGCUAAAUGGCAUAUUAUUAUUAUUAAUGGCUGGAAUGGAAUUAAUGGAACGGUAUCAAACACAUCAAAUGUAUGGAAACAACUUGUUUGACUCUAUUCCAAUAUUCCAUUCCACCCAUUACAAUGAGCCCAUCCUCCUAUAGCUCCUCCCACCAGCCUUCUCUGACACACACACUGUAUAACCCCCUCCUCCUCCCCCUCCCCCUUCUCUCCCCAGGCCAGGAUGGGGGUGGAGGUGCACUGUGUGAUGACUUUACAGACCUGGACUUCCAUGAGUGCUUCCUCGGGACCACCCUGAACGUCAAGCUGCUGCUCUACACCAAGUAGGUUAGACAGAGCGAGAGAGAGAGAGAGAGUGUGUCAGAGAAGGCUGGUGGGAGGAGCUAUUUGAGGACAGGCUCAUUGUGUGUACACUACCGUUCAAAAGUUUGGGGUCACUUAGAAAUGUCCUUGUUUUCGAAAUAACAUCAAAUUGAUCAGAAAUACAGUGUAGACAUUGUUAAUGUUGUAAAUGGCUAUUGUAGCUGGAAAUGGCUGAUUUUAAUGGAAUAUCUACAUAGGCAUACAGAGGACCAUUAUCAGCAACCAUCAGUCCUGUGUUCCAAUGGCACGUUGUGUUUGCUAAUCCAAGUUUAUCAUUUAAAAAGGCUAAUUGAUCAUUAGAAAACCCUUUUGCAAUUAUGUUGGCACAGCUGAAAACUGUUGUGCUGAUUAAAGAAGCAAUAAUACCAUGUUUUUCCAGGAGACGUGCAGUACCAGCAAAUCUUCUGCAAGAGGACCAAACAGUUGGUGGUUAAGAACCCCUACACCACUUUCGGCAGAUUCUUAUCCAGCUGGCCGUUCACCGCAGACAGGACAAGCUCAUCGCCAUAAGCACAAAGAGUCUCAGCUUCCCCAGCCCACCAUUGCCAGUGUACCGAAGCUGGAGAAAGGACAGCCCAGUUCAGAUCUUUUUUCCCCUAAUUGGUCUUGUGAUUAGGUCCAAUUAGUGGAGCAAAUAUCAGAAUUGGGCUACCUGUGUAAAUGCAGCCCGUGUGGCACAGCAUAAGACCAUGUAGAACAGCGGUUUCCUUCCCUGUUCCUGGAGAGCUAUCCUCCUGUGGGUUUUCACUCCAACCCCAGUUGUAAUUAACCUGGUUCAGCUUAUCAACCAGCUAAGUAUUUGAAUCAGGUGUGCUGGAUUGGGGUUGGAGUGAAAACCGGCGGGACGGUAGCUUUCCAGGAACAGGGUUGGAUAGCCCUGAUGUACAGUGCCGGUCGGAAGUUUGGACACACCUACUUAUUCAAGGCAUUUUCUUUAUUUUUUUUUACUGUUUUCUACAUUGUAGAGUGGUGGUGAGGACAUCGAAACUAUGAAGUGACACAUGGAAUCAUGUAGUAACCAAAAAAGUGUUAAACAAAUCAAAAUAUAUUUUAUAUUCUUCAAAGUAGCCACCCUUUGCCUUGAUGACAGCUUUGCACACUCUUGGUAUUCUCUCAAUCAGCUUUACCUGGAAUGCUUUUCCAACAGUCUUGAAGGAGUUCCCACAUAUGCUGAGUUUCAUUCACACUUUUUUGGUUGCUACAUGAUUCCAUAUGUGUUGUUUCGUGGUUUUGAUGUCUUCACUGUUGUUCUACAAUGUAGAAAACAGUAAAAGUGAAGAAGGACCCUUGGAUGAGUGGGUGUGUCCAAGCUUUUGACUGGUACUGUAUAUAAGGUCCCACAGUUGACAGUACAUGUCAGAGCAAAAACCAACCCAUGAGGUCGAAGGAAUUGUCCGUAGAACUCAGAGACAGGAUUGUGUCGAGGCAGAGAUCUGGGGAAGGGUGCCAAAACAUUUCUGCAGCAUUGAAGGUCCCCAAGAACACAGUGGCCUCCAUUAUUCUUAAAUGGAAGAAGUUUGGAACCACCAAGACUCUUCCUAGAGCUGGCCGCCCAGACAAACUGAGCAAUCGGGGGAGAAGGCCCUUGGUCAGGGAGGUGACCAAGAACCUGAUGAUCACUCUGACAGAGCACCAGAGCUCCUCUGUGGAGAUGGGAGAACCUUCCAGAAGGACAACCAUCUCUGCAGCACUUCACCAAUCAGGCCUUUAUGGUAGAGUGGCCAUACGGAAGCCACUCCUCAGUAAAAGGCACAUGACAGCCUGCUUGGAAUUUGCCUAAAGGUACCUAAAGGACUCAGACCAUGAGAAACAAGAUUCUCUGGUCUGAUGAAACCAAGAUUGAACUCUUUGGCCUGAAUGCCAAGCGUCACGUCUGGAGGAAACCUGGCACCAUCCCUACGGUGAAGCAUGGGGGUGGCAGCAUCAUGCUGUGGGGAUGUUUUUCAGCAGCAGGGACUGGGAGACUAGUCAGGAUCAAGGCAAAGAUGAACGGAGCAAAGUACAGAGAGAUCCUUGAUAAAAACCUGCUCCAGAGCGCUCAGGACUUCAGACAGGGUCAAAGGUUCACCUUCCAACAGGACAACGACCCUAAGCACACAGCCAAGACAACGCAGGAGUGGCUUCGGGACAAGUCUCUGAAUGUCCUUGAGUGGCCCAGCCAGAGCCCGGACUUGAACCCGAUCUAACAACUCUGGAGAGACCUGAAAAUAGCUGUGCAGCGACACUCCCCUGUAGCUCAGUUGGUAGAGCAUGGCGCUGGCAACGCCAGGGUUGUGGGUUCGUUUCCCACGGGGGGCCAGUAUGAAAAAUGUAUGCACUCACUAACUGUAAGUCGCUCUGGAUAAGAGCGUCUGCUAAAUGACUAAAAUGUAAUGUAAAUGUAAUAAAACUGGCCUUCUUGAGACUAGUUGAGUAUCUGGAGCAUCAGCAAUUGUGGGUUCGUUUACAGGCUCAAAAUGGCCAGAAACAAAUAACUUUCUUCUGAAACUUGUCAGUCUAUUCUUGUGCUGAGAAAUGAAGGCUAUUUCAUGCGAGAAAUUGCCAAGAAAUUGAAGAUCUCGUACAACGCUGUGUACUCCUCCCUUCACAGAACAGCGCAAACUGGCUCUAACCAGAAUAGAAAGAGGAGUGGGAGGCCCCGGUGCACAACUGAGCAAGAAGACAAAUACAUUAGAGUCCUCAACUGGCAGCUUCAUUAAAUAGUACCCGCAAAACACCAGUCUCAACGUCAACAGUGAAGAGGCGACUGCGGGAUGCUGACCUUCUAGGCAGAGUUGCAAUGACUGCCCAUCUUAAUCUUUUCUUUUUAUUGGCCAGUCUGAGAUAUGGCUUUUUCUUUGCAACUCUGCCUAGAAGGUCAGCAUCCCAGAGUGCUGUAAUCGAACCCACAAUUGCUGUUGCUCCAGAUACUCAACUAGUCUCAAGAAGGCCAGUUUUAUUGCUUCUUUAAAUCAGCACAACAGUUUUCAGCUGUGCUAACAUAAUUGCAAAAGGGUUUUCUAAUGAUCAAUUAGCCUUUUAAAAUGAUAAACUUGGAUUAGCAAACACAACGUGCCAUUGGAACACAGGACUGAUGGUUGCUGAUAAUGGGCCUCUGUACGCCUAUGUAGAUAUUCCAUAAAAAAUAUGCAGUUUCCAGCUACAAUAGCCAUUUACAACAUUAACAAUGUCUACACUGUAUUUCUGAUCAAUUUUAUGUUAUUUUUAUGGCCAAAAAAUUUGCUUUUCUUUCAAAAACAAGGACAUUUCUAAGUGACCCCAAACUUUUGAACAGUAGUGUAUGUGUAUAUGUGUGUGUAUGUGUCAGCAGUUGGAUAAAAAGUAAUGACAUUUUCUAAAUAAAGUAUUCUCCUUCUCCUUCCUCCAGGUACAACCUACGCUGCGGCAGAGAGUUGAACCACCACCAGCUGUCCUCCCAGCCACUCUUCAACCUCUCCCUGCCCACGGCCUUCGUCAUCCAUGGUUACAGGCCCACCGGGGCCCCUCCGGUCUGGGUGGACCAUAUCGUCCACCUGCUGUCUGAGCAGGAGGACAUGAACGUCCUGGUUGUGGACUGGAACAGAGGAGCUGCUAACCUCAACUAUUUCACUGCUGUGGCCAACACACGACAGGCUGCCAACAACCUGACCGGCUUCAUACUCAACAUGCAGGUGUGUGGAUUGGGGGACGGUGGGGGUAGGGGGGAUUGUGGAGUGUUGCUCGUUUGCUGUGAGUCUUCAGUUGUUCUAUGAGUCUUGGGUUAAUGUUGCUAAUUGUUCACUGUGUGUGUGUGUGUGUGUGUGCAUGUGUAGGCUGAGGGAGCGCCUCUGAGUUCGGUCCACCUGAUCGGGUUGAGUCUGGGAGCUCACCUGGCUGGGUUCGUAGGAGCAAACCUGAAGGGCAAGAUCGGCCGCAUCACAGGUAGGAUACACAGAGGGAAAAAUAAAGAUUGUCUGUGACCUUUAAAGCUAUUAUUUCAUUGAUUGAUUAAUACAUUGAUUAAAUAAUGUAGCCAUUAAUGUAUGUAUUAAGUGGUUAAUUAAUUGAUUCAUUCAUUGAUUCAUUCAUUCAUUGGGUCAUUAAUUGAUUAAUUGUUGUCCAGGUCUGGACCCAGCGGGGCCCAUGUUCACUGGAGCGACACCUGAGGAGAGACUAGACGCUUCAGACGCAAUGUUUGUAGACGUACUACACACUGACAUGAACUGUAAGUACUGACAUGCUGUGUGUGUGUGUGUGGGGCGAGGGAUUCUCUAGAUGUGUGUUUUUGUCUUCCUAUUUGUUCAUGCAGCGUUUGGUCUCAGAGGUCAACAUGGCCAUAUUGACUACUACGCCAACGGAGGAUCUGACCAGCCAGGCUGCCCCAAGACCAUCUUCUCAGGUGAGUCUAAAACACACACACACACAAGUCUCCCGAGUGGCGCAGUGGUCUAAGGCACUGCAUUGCAGUGCUAGCUGUGCCACUAGAGAUCCUGGUUCGAAUCCAGGCUCUGUUGUAGCCGGCCGCGACCGGGAGACCCAUGCGACGGCGCACAAUUGGCCCAGCGUCGUCCAGGGUAGGGGAGGGAAUGGCCGGCAGGGAUGUAGCUCAGUUGGUAGAGCAUGGCGUUUGCAACGCCAGGGUUGUGGGUUCGAUUCCCACGGGGGGCAGUAUGGAAAAAUAUAUAUAUAUAAAAAAAUAAUGAAUGCACUCACUAACUGUAAGUCGCUCUGGAUAAGAGCGUCUGCUAAAUGACUAAAAUGUAAAUGUAAAAUACUUACCCAUGUAAUAACUCACCGCUUCUCUCUUUUGUAGGGAAGUCGUAUUUCAUUUGUGACCACCAGCGCUCUGUGUUCCUGUACCUGUGUGCUCUCAACCGAACCUGCAGCCUCACAGCCUACCCCUGCUCCUCCUACAGCGACUUCCUGGAUGGCCAGUGCCUGCAGUGUGAGGUCUUUAAGCCCGCCCCCUGCCCUAUGCUAGGUGAGGACAGCCUUCCCACUGGUCAACCCAGAAUCUCACUCAAUCCGUAAACAAGGGAAAAGAUGCUUGUCAACAAAUCAUCGAUCAAGUAGUUUGGUUGCCAUACCAACCAUCCUGAAGUUGUAUCCAUGGUUACCGCCCCAGGUUAUGACGUCAGCAGGUGGAGGGAUAUUCUGUUGCGAUUGGGUCAGACCAAGGUAUACUUCACCACCACUGCCACGUUGCCCUAUAAAAGUAAGUUCCACACCCCUGACUAUCUAUCAGUGAUUAACAUACACUACAUUGUCGAACAUCUCAUUCCAAAAUCAUGGGCAUUAAUAUGGAGUUGGUCCCUACUAUGCUGCUAUAACAGUCUCCACUCUUCCGGGAUGGCUUUCCACUAGAUGUUGGAACAUUGCUUCAGGGACCUGCUUCCAUUCAGCCACAAGAGCAUUAGUGAGGUCGGGCACUGAUGUUGGGCGAUUAGGCCUGGCUCGCAGUCGGCGUUCCAAUUCAUCCCAAAGGUGUUCAAUGGGGUUGAGGUCAGGGCUCUGUGCAGGCCAGUGAAGUUCUUCCACAACAAUCUCGACAAAGCAUUUCUGUAUGGACCUUGCUUUGUGCACAGGGGCAUUGUCAUGCUGAAACCGGAAAGGGCGUUCCCCAAACUGUUGCCACAAAGUUGGAAGCACAGAAUCGUCUAGAAUGUCAUUGUAUGCUGCAGCGUUAAGAUUUCCCUUCACUGGAACUGAAGGGCCUAGCCCAAACCAUGAAAAACAGUCCCAGACCAUUAUUCCUCCUCCACCAAACUUAACAGUUGGCACUAUGCAUUUGGGCAGCUAGCGUUCGCCAAACCCAGAUUUGUCCGUCGGACUGCCAGAUGGUGAAGCGUGAUUCAUCACUCCAGAGAACACGUUUCCAUUGCUCCAGAGUCCAAUGGUGGCGAGCUUUACACCACUCCAGCCGACGCUUGGCAUUGUGCAUGGUGAUCUUAGGCUUGUGUGCGGCUGCUCAGCCAUGGAAACCCAUUUCAUGAAGCUCCCAACGAACAGUUAUUGUGCUGACAUUGCUUCCAGAGGCAGUUUGGAACUCGGUAGUGAGUGUUGCAACCGAGGACAGAUGAUUUUUACGCGCUGCGCGCUUCAGCACUCGGCGGUCCCGUUCUGUGAGCUUGUAUGGACUAACACUUCGCGGCUGAGCCGUUGUUGCUCCUAGACGAUUCCACUUCACAAUAACAGCACUUACAGUUGACCAGGGCAGCUCUAGCAGGGCAGAAAUUUUACGAACUGAAUUGUUGGAAAGGUGGCAUCCAAUGACGGCGCCACAUUGAAAGUCACUGAGCUCUUCAGUAAGGCCAUUUUACUGCCAAUGUUUGUCUAUGGAGAUUGCAUGGCCGUGUGCUCGAUUUUAUACACCUGUCAGCAACGGCUGUGGCUGAAAUAGCCGAAUGCACUAAUUUGAAGGUGUCCACAUACUUUUGUAAAUGUAGUGUACAUAAUGCUUUUGAAGCAGUGAGUUCUUAAAGAUGCAUUGUGUGUGACACAUUGUGUGUGUGUGUGUAGAGGCCAGCUACAUGGUGGACAUGGUGACAUGGAACCAGUACCCACGCUGGGGAGUCCUCAUCCUCAGACUACACAGUGGCAGGAACGUCACUGAGGCACGCAUUGACCGGUAGGUCUCGCACGCUUACACGCGCGCACACACAUUUGUGACAGCAAGACCUCUAUCUAUCCCUCUCACUCUCUCUCCUCCCCUCCACAGUAAGCUGUUCAGGUUUGAGCAGUACACCUCCAACCAUCUGUUGGUCCAGUUUGACGAGGACCUUCAACCCAUCCAGAAGAUAUCCCUCAGCAUUGCUACCGGAAACGUGAUAGGCCCUCGCUACAAAAUCAGACUGAUCCGCAUCCGCCUCGCCCCCCUGGAGCAACCCGACAGGUGAGAGACCACUGCACACCUGAGUUACACACACUUUCCCCUCUUUUCUGCCUUCACCAUAUACUCCCUCCUUCUUUCUCUAACUCUCCCUUUCUCUCUUCUUUCUCACCUCCCUCCAGGCCGCUGAUGUGUCGCUAUGACAUCAUCAUGGAGGAGAAUAUUGAGGUGGCGUUCCGCCCGCUGCCCUGCGACCCUCGUCUCUGAGCCACCACCAGAGGGCCCUCUCCUCACACACA
Messenger RNA from Coregonus sp. 'balchen', 8616 nucleotides. Lineage: Eukaryota; Metazoa; Chordata; Actinopteri; Salmoniformes; Salmonidae. The record is from the annotation of a GenBank genome assembly.